This is a messenger RNA of Passer domesticus (house sparrow), 5967 nucleotides long. It is a transcript of the gene NUP93, whose product is annotated as nucleoporin 93. NCBI's taxonomy places the organism in Eukaryota, Metazoa, Chordata, Aves, Passeriformes, Passeridae. The transcript has 22 exons. Gene Ontology annotation, cellular component: nuclear pore. Gene Ontology annotation, biological process: protein import into nucleus; poly(A)+ mRNA export from nucleus. The record is from RefSeq and is a predicted model, not a curated record. Bases 3383 to 5842 code for a protein of 819 amino acids. Gene Ontology annotation, molecular function: structural constituent of nuclear pore.
GGCGUCCCUCCGCCUCUUUGCCCCGCUCCUUCCCCGCCUCCGGUGCUCGCUGCCUGCUUCCCCCCGCACCCGGAGCUCCCGGCAGCUCUCCCCCGCUAUGGCUUCCCCCGUGGCCCGUGCAGGCCGCUGCGGCGGGCGGGGAGCGCCGCGGGCCGCCUCGUGGGCUGCCCGGAAGCUGCUGCUGUCCGUAACCCGCGCUGGGGCGGCGGCCGUGGGUGCGCGGGGAGCCCGCUGUGCUUCACAGCGGGGCUUUGUGCCGGUAGAAGGGGAGUUUAAUGCCUGAGCGAGGUGCAGUGUUGGUGCUCAGGAAGCAGAAGCUGGUUGUCCGGGAGGGUUUCCGGAGAUCGGGUUUGUUUGUGUGUGCUUCUGUUUCGAGUUCUGUGCGUGGGGGUUGUUCCUCCCCACCGCGGGUUUGCUGGUUGGUUCCUAGGAAUUCAUAGAAUGUUAAGGGGCUGGAAGGGACUUCAAAGCUUAUCGAGUUCCACCCCUGCUGCCGUGGGCAGGGAUACCUUCUGCUGGACCAGGUUGCUCAGGGCAUUAUCCAGCCCGGCGUGCUGAGCACUGUCAGGGAUGGGACAGUCACAGCCUCCCAGGGCAACGUGUGCCAAGCCUCACCACCCUCGCAGUAAAGAAUUCCUUCCUAAAUUCCCCCUCUUUCGGUGUUUAUCUGUUACACCUUGUCCUGUCACUACAGUGCUGACAGAGUCCCACUCUGGUUUUGCUGUAGGACCCCUUCAGAUACUGGAAGACUUCAGGAACAGUGAGUGGAAGGGUUGGAAUUAAAGUGCAGGUGCAGAGGAGGGCUGCUUCUCUUCUGCAAUUUGGUCGUGUUGGUCUGGGGACAGACACCCUGUGCAAGUGAUUUCCCUGCUGAGUUGAGUGCUUAAAAUAAAGGCUAAGUGUUUGGAAAAGAGGGAACCUGGUAGUAUGGCAAAACUGCCAGCUGAGUCAGUUAAUUCAGAGCAGUGGGGACUUGAGACCAUUAUGAGGAAUUUAUGGCAGAUAAAAGGAAGUGUUGACAAAUGUGUGCUAGUGUGUUUUGGUAGAAAUCACUUCAAAUGCCUACUCUUCAGGUCCACUUUAAAUAAUGAACAGGCUAGAGAGGUAUCAUGCCCUUCCUUGUCCUUUCUUACAGUGCAGUAACCCAAUGUUACUGCCUUUGAAACUUUGAAAAAAAAAACAUUUUUGUUCAACAUAAGGGCUCUCUGGGACCAUAAGAAGAUUGUACUUUUGCAUAUCUACCUACAAAUGAGAUGAAGAAGAAAAUAUGCAGGACUGAAAGCCUUUCUGUAGGAGGCAGAGGAGCAUUAAUAGAUCGGUGGCAGAAGAAACAAUAGUUUUGUUUCAAAGGUUGUUGUGUGAUCUAGUCAGGAUUUUCCUGCAUCUGCCUUUUGUUGCAGGGGGAGCAGGCUGUUGUACCAGAUGGGGUGCCAAGUAUAGCUUGAAGCUUUUAGGUAUUUUUAAGGUGGCCUGUUGUGAUUUUAUCUGGGUUUAGUGUAGUUAGGGUGUGGCAACUUUCCCUCUGUUAGGUUUGGUAAACAUUAUUGUGUUUUAUGGGCAGGGGAUGGUGUGCUGAAAAUGUGCAGCAGAUAUUUGGGUUGUACAAUUGUCCACCUGCUCUUUGAUUAUCAUCUCUGUGUUUCUUAAUCACUUCCCCUGUCUCUAGCACGGAGAUUACGUUGCUGACUUGUUCUCUGAAGUGUCUGGAUGUCUGCUUGUGCCAUGUGAGAGCUGGGUGUUAUUGCUGCUGCUCAGACAGAAUUCCCCAGGUCUGCUAAAUGGACCUUUUAUUUAUUCAUGUUUAGCUUGGUAGACAGAAACUGCUCCACUCUCUGUAGCAGCCCAGGCUUGGAGCCUGUCAAAAACCCACUUUUUACCUCAGAUCUUGGCUGUAGGGAGCAAAGCAUUGCUGGCUUGCUCUUGCUACUUGUGCUCUUGUGUUUUGUUUCCACAAGAAGCUGAUCCUGACUCAUCAGACUUGAGUCUCUUGAGCACUUUGAGGUGGGAGCCUCUUUGAGAAGCCAACACUUGAUUUCUUCCUUUUCCUUUCCCAUUUUGAAGAAUCUUUCUGCAUCUUGUGGAAUUCUUGCUUCAUCAGCUACUCUGAAUGUAGUGGGUGAAGCUUUCCUUCUCCUGUGACAUCUUCCUUUCUUUUUCCCAGAGCACUGGAAAAACAUAUUUUUUUUACUGUUUCUCAACGUUCAUUGUUUAGUUGACACAAACCCUGUCAAUGUGUGAAGUACAGCAGAUAGUUGCAUAUGCAUUGGAGUAUUUCAGCUUUGUGUAUUUCUGAAUCAAGUACAGUAAAAUGUUCAUCAUGGUUGUAUUUGGAGUAGAAUAGCUACAGUUUUCUUCCUAAGAUAGCAUUGUAGUGCUCUUGAGGAGUUUUUAGUGGUUUUUAGGUAAGAAAUAAUCAACUAUAAUCAGUCUGAAUAGAUUUAAGAAACCUGUCAUCUUUUUUGUUUUCUCUGUUUUCUUUGUUUUCUUAAACUUAGUCAGUUUGUACAAUAUGUAGUGCCUAUGUGUGGUUUUAAAUGUUGGGGAAAUUAAACUGGGGUUUAAUGGAAUCGUGGUCUAAUGCAGCAACUUCUAUUGAUAAGUCAUCAAAGUUGUUUUACAGAAGAGCUUUUUCAGUCCUGGCUUUUAGCCCAAGGUCAAUCUGGUUUCACUGAAGUUGAUAAAAUUUCUGAAGUAUUUUCUUUCUCUUAGGUGUUGGUUGUUGCUCCUGCCCCAGCCAGACAUGAAAAUCUGCCAUCACUGUGCUCGUUGCUGUGGAAGCAGUUUCCAUCUUGCCCAGCAGCCUGAAGAGUCAGACUGCAGACUUUUGAAUGCAGUAAAUUCUGUCAGGGUGGAGACAAAGUUGUUUGUGCUGUUACGAAUAUAUGAAUAUUCAGUCUAAAUGUCUGAAUUCUGUCAUUUAGAAGAAGCUGCGUAGUGUUGACUCUGAGUUUUGAGAUGCUGCUUCCAGUGCUUGGUUAUAAUCACAGGUACUUUAACUUGCUCCAAAAUAACUAGUUUAUUCCAUAUUUACUCAAUUGGAUUCAGUCUCACAGAGUUGCUGCAAUUGUUCUACACAGGCAAACAUGUGACAGACCUUACAUGGUAUUAACAGGGUGUGUGCAGGUAAAAAGUGCAGGUUUGGGUGCAGGUCUGCAGCACUGAUUUUUUUGUGCUUUUGGUUUCAGCAGUCUGAGAAGUUGGUGCUUCUUACACUCUCAGUUUAUCUUGGUAAUGAAAAGAGGAAGUGAACCAGAUCACAUCAAAUCAAGCUGAUGUCUGUGUUCUCACAGUCACUGCUCCUGGAGGAUCUCAUCAGUCUCUGAAUGUGCAGGAGUGUGGCUGUUCUGGUUUCUGCGUGUCUCGAGCGAGACCUGCGGCCGAGAUGGACACGGACGGCUUUGGAGAGCUGCUGCAGCAGGCAGAGCAGCUGGCAGCCGAGACCGAGGGCAUCUCGGAGCUGCCGCACGUGGAGCGCAACCUGCAGGAGAUCCAGCAGGCCGGGGAGCGGCUGCGCUCCCGCACGCUGACCCGCACCUCCCAGGAGACCGCGGACGUGAAGGCAUCGGUUCUUCUUGGGUCUAGAGGGCUUGAUAUAUCCCACAUUUCUCAGAGACUUGAGAGUCUAAGUGCAGCCACUACAUUUGAGCCUCUUGAACCUGUGAAGGACACUGACAUCCAGGGUUUCCUGAAGAAUGAAAAAGAUAAUGCAUUGCUGUCUGCCAUUGAAGAGUCUAGGAGGAGGACUUUUGCCAUGGCUGAGGAGUAUCACCGAGAAUCAAUGCUGGUUGAAUGGGAACAGGUGAAACAAAGGAUUCUUCAUUCUCUGCUUGCAUCAGGGGAAGAUGCUCUUGAUUUCACCCAGGAAAAUGAGCCCAGCUACGUGGGGGAGGUGGGUCCUCCAGGCCGCAGCUCCAUGGACAGUGUGGAGAUGGCAUAUGCUCGUCAGAUUUAUAUUUAUAAUGAGAAGAUAGUGAAUGGACACCUGCAACCUAACCUGGUGGACCUCUGUGCUGCUACUGCAGGCCUGGAUGAUAAGAACAUCUCUGAGAUGUGGGCCAUGGUGAAACAAAUGACAGACGUCACCCUGGUGCCUGCCAGCGAUGCCCUGAAAGUCAGGACCAACAUGGAAGUGCGCAUGGAGUUCGUGAGGCACGCUCUGCACUACCUGGAGGAAAGUUACAAAAAUUACACUUUUGUGACAGUCUUUGGAAACCUGCACCAGGCUCAGCUGGGUGGAGUCCCAGGCACCUACCAGCUGGUCCGCAGCUUCCUGAACAUCAAACUCCCAGCAUCAGUCCCUGGUCUGCAGGAUGGUGAGGUGGAGGGCCAUCCUGUGUGGGCGCUGAUUUACUACUGCAUGCGCUGCGGAGAUCUGACUGCAGCCAUGCACGUGGUGAAACGGGCACAGCACCAGCUGGGGGAGUUCAAAACAUGGUUCCAGGAGUACAUGCACAGUAAAGACAGAAGACUGUCUCCUGCCACAGAAAACAAACUGCGUCUUCAUUACAGACGAGCUCUGAGGAAUAACACUGACCCCUACAAAAGGGCUGUUUAUUGUAUUAUUGGCCGUUGUGACAUUACAGACAACCAGAGUGAAGUUGCUGAUAAAACAGAAGAUUAUCUUUGGCUAAAACUGAACCAAGUGUGUUUUGAUGAGGGUGGCGCGAGCUCUCCGCAGGACCGGCUAACGUUAUCCCAGUUCCAGAAGCAGCUGCUGGAGGACUAUGGUGAAUCACAUUUUGCAGUGAACCAGCCACCGUUCCUCUACUUCCAGGUGCUGUUCUUGACAGCACAGUUUGAAGCUGCGAUUGCUUUUCUUUUCCGGACAGAGCGCUUGCGCUGUCACGCUGUUCAUGUUGCUUUGGUUCUGUUUGAGUUAAAAUUGCUCCUGAAAGCAUCUGGCCAGAGUGCACAGCUAUUAAGCCAUGAAGCUGGUGACCCUCCUGGUGUCAGACGUUUAAAUUUUGUGCGGCUUUUGAUGCUUUACACCCGUAAGUUUGAAUCAACAGAUCCAAGGGAAGCUCUGCAGUACUUUUAUUUUCUCAGGAAUGAGAAGGACAGCCAAGGAGAGAAUAUGUUCCUGCGCUGCGUUAGUGAAAUCGUCAUCGAAAGCAGAGAGUUUGAUAUGAUUCUUGGAAAGCUGGAAAAGGAUGGUAGUAGGAAGCCUGGAGUGAUAGACAAGUUUACAAGUGACACAAAAUCCAUUAUUAACAAAGUGGCUUCUGCAGCAGAAAAUAAAGGAUUGUUUGAAGAAGCUGCAAAACUCUAUGACCUUGCAAAGAACCCUGACAAAGUUUUAGAGCUGAUGAACAAGCUCCUUAGUCCAGUUGUUCCCCAGAUCAGCACUCCCCAGUCAAACAAGGAGCGUUUGAAGAACAUGGCCCAUUCCAUUGCUGAGAGGUACAAAGCACAGGGGAUAAGUGCAAAGAAAUCCAUUGACUCCACGUUCUACCUUCUGCUAGACUUAAUCACAUUUUUUGAUGAAUAUCACGCUGGUCACGUUGACAGGGCCUUUGAUAUUAUUGAACGCCUGAAGCUUGUACCUCUUAGCCAAGAUUGUGUCAAGGAGAGAGUCGCUGCCUUCCGGAAUUUCAGCGAUGAAAUCAAACACAAUUUAUCUGAGGUUCUGCUUGCAACCAUGAAUAUUUUAUUCACCAAGUAUAAGAGGAUGAAAGGCACAAGCCCAACCACUCCUGCCAGACCCCAGCGGGUAAUGGAAGACAGAGAUUCGCAACUUCAGUCUCAAGCUCGAGCACUGAUAAUGUUUGCUGGGAUGAUCCCAUACAGAACAUCAGGAGACACCAACGCAAGACUGGUGCAAAUGGAGAUCCUUAUGAAUUAGCAGAGCAGCUUUGGCUGGGGUUGCAGCAGCUGUGCCUGUCUUUAGUACGUUCAGAGGGCCCAUGGGACCAGUGUCAUUUUGUAUUCUGUAUUUUUGUUGACGGAAAUAAAUUUCUUUGGUUUUGA